This is a messenger RNA of Manduca sexta (tobacco hornworm), 2540 nucleotides long. RefSeq lists its product as uncharacterized. Lineage: Eukaryota; Metazoa; Arthropoda; Insecta; Lepidoptera; Sphingidae. The record is from RefSeq and is a predicted model, not a curated record. The transcript is spliced from 2 exons. Bases 158 to 541 code for a protein of 127 amino acids.
AUGAAAUUGAUUUGUCUCUGGAAUACACUUCGUUAUUUUGAAAAGUUUAAAUGUCAAUUUGCGCUUCAAACUGUACGGAUUUGUUGCUAUUUUUUUAAAGAUUUACUACCUGGUAUUUAAAAGGUAAAAACAAGCGGUCAUUCAAAAAAAAAUAGUAAUGGCACCGAGGGAUAGUAUACCCAAACCGAUCCCGAAAGUGCAACGUGUUGUUGUUAAAGCAAAUACAACCAAAGGCAAAUCAUCGCCUAUAAUAAAAAAAAACAUGUCGACCGUUAAAAAGACGACGGAGAAAAUCCCGAAAAUACCUCUAAAACUUAAUAACACAACUACAGAGUCGAGACAACGUACAGCUACUGUCCCUAAAGUGUCUACACCAAAGACAAAAGACAAGACAGCAUCAAUGCCUGGUAGUGUCACUAAAAGUGUAAAAAAAUCAACAUGGAAGCGUAGACCCAAACCAGCACAUUCUGGAGUUCCUGUCCCGGAGAAGAUGAAGAGGAUACUUGAAAGGCAGCUUCAGGAUAUGGAUAGUAGCUUAUAAACUUAAUAACUUCAGAAAGUAUGCCAUACUCUGGCUGUGUAUUUUUAAUUUUAGUUCAGAAAGGCAGGGAAUUGAGAAUUGAGGUUUUAUGUGAUCAAAUAGUUGGUUAAAGAACAUUUUAUAAACAUACAACUGCAGCUAUUCCAGGCGUCUCACUGGUAUAUUUGUUUAUUUGAUAAAGAAUAGAUAAAUUAUUGACAAUUCUAUUUCACAAAUGUAUCCGUAGUUUAUUUUAAAAUAUUCAUGAUUUUGAUCGAUCACAAGUAUGUACCAGUUUUAGUGUAGGGUGGGAUUGGCAGUACCCCGGACCGCUGUGGGCUUAUAGUGGGAGUCAUACAAUCUAAGUUAAAAUUUUAAGACAUUAAAACAUUCAAAGACAUUUGCCACACAGGAAAGUUGUGCUUAUUUUGCACUUUGGGGCACCAGAAUUCCUAUCAUGGCCCUGCCUAUCAUUUUAUCAUUUUAGGUAUGCAAAUUAAAUAUGAAGAAAAAUAGUAAAUAUUUAAUUUUCAUUUUAAAACAUAAAUAACAAUGUAUACUAAGCACAGAGACUUAACUGACUUAAAUCCUGAAACUAGAAACAUAAUAUGACAUAUUCCAUUUGUGGCAAAACUAUACUUCAUAUAAAGUACUUUUGAGAAAUUUUGUAAGACUUAAAUGCUAGUUUUAUAGUUGUUUUCAAUGUUUGUAGUUAUAUACAGGUUGUUGCAGGAAGAUUUAAAAACAAAUUAUUAUUGCAACAUCCAGGUUAUUUGGGAAUUAGAUUAGAUUUGUAAUAUUCAUCUUGUUGUUUCAUACAAUAAUCCUUUAGUACAAUUAAAUACAUACAACAUAAAUUUGAUUUAAGAAUCAUGGUUUUCUACAGAUUUUGUAUUGUAAUUCUUUUUAAGUAUUCCUGUAAGGUUUUUACUGCUUGCUACGAUAAUGUCUUCCACUGAAAAAGUACAAAAUAGUUCAAUAAAUUAUUAAAAUAAAAAAUGGUUCUGGUAGAUUUUCUGUCAGUUUGUAUAUUUAAUUACAUUAUGUAACAUAUUCGUCAUAUUCCACAUAAAAUUGAACAAAAACGAGUAUACCUUUAGUAUAAUUAUAUUUUCAAAAAAUAUGCAUCAUUAUCAUAUGAACAAAAAUUGCAUGCACUUUAUUUGAAAAAUCUUACACUAUGCUAUGUUUAGUGUGAAGAUUUCGUUUUUGAUACAAAUACAAAAAUAUAUUAUGUUUUCAUUUUAAUUCUGUCCACCAUAUAUUGAAUUAAUCUGUGCCAAAUGUAUGUAAAUUCUUAAUAUUUUAUUAAGGACCUGAUAGUGUACCACCUAUUGUAGUUUUACUAUUUUAGAAUUAAGACAAUACUUGACAAUUUGUUAGGUAAAUACUUAUUUAAAUACUGGUGUUUCAAAAAGGCUCAAUUUUUGAUGCAUAGUCAGUAAAAUUUAUUUGAUAAUAUUUUGUAACAUAAAUCAGAUGUGAAGUAAAUAUCGAGACAAUUUUUUGUUACACCUGUAUAAUUAAAUUACAUUAAAAAUAUUGAUAAUGCCAUAUUCACAUAACUAGGGUAAGAUUUUCGCAAUUAUAUUAUUUUUGUAUGUUCUAUCUAUUAUUGUAUUCUUACAUUAUGAUUAUAAUUAUUAUUACUUAUAGACUACAGUAUCACUAUGUGUGAUUACUAUUUUGAUAAUCUGACAAUUUCGUUUUAUUCUCAUAGAAUAAAGGGUUCAUAUGUUACAAAGCAGCAUAAAAAUGUAAGUUAUAAUAUUAUGAUAUCUUGUUUAUAACAUUUUUUUCAUGGGAUAUUAGCUUUUAAUUAAUUACUGAGUUCUUAAUGACACUUCAUAGAUUUUUUACAAUUAUUGUACUUUAAGAUUUUCAAACGUCAUAUAAUUUGUAUUUUAUUAAAGUAAUUCGUCAUUAUUAGAUAAUUCAUAAAAAGGAUUUUAGUUUUAGAACAUUCAUGCCAAAAUACUAGGGGUUAAUUUAAAUAAUAAAAUAAAAAUCAUAUUUUUUU